This is a messenger RNA of Fraxinus pennsylvanica, 2817 nucleotides long. Lineage: Eukaryota; Viridiplantae; Streptophyta; Magnoliopsida; Lamiales; Oleaceae. The record is from the annotation of a GenBank genome assembly.
AUGGAUUCAGUGAGUUUGAACAGGGUGGCGGAGUCCGAACCGGAUCCGAAUAAGGACGGGUCGGUGAUUUUUCAUCGGAGAAUUGAGUUUCAUUUGGCGAGGAAGUCAUUUAAUGGAUUCAGUAAUAGCAACAGUAAUGGAUUUAAGCUAGUGACUUUGAACCCGGGCUCUUCAAAUGGAUUUAGUUCGGAACCCCAGAUUGCGUCAUUGUCGGGCAAGAAGGCAGGCCGUUCGGAGCUUCUGGAUAAUGGUUUAGAUUCGGAGCUAAGCUUUGGAAUCACUUUCAGGAGAAUUGGUGCUGGCUUGCGUAAUCUUGGAAAUACUUGUUUCCUCAAUUCGGUAUUACAAUGUCUGACCUAUACUGAGCCAUUAGCAGCAUAUCUACAAAGCGGGAAGCACCAAACUUCUUGUCAUACUGCUGGAUUUUGUGCUCUUUGUGCCAUCCAGAAACACGUAAGUCGUGCUCUACAAUCAACCGGGAGAAUACUGGAGCCUAAAGAUCUUGUAUCAAACUUGCGUUGCAUAUCACGGAACUUCCGAAAUUCCAGACAAGAGGACGCUCAUGAAUACAUGGUGAAUUUGCUGGAAUCUAUGCACAAAUGCUGCCUUCCUUCAGGAGUGCCAAGUGAAUCACCUAAUGCUUAUGAGAAAAGUUUAGUCCACAAGAUAUUUGGUGGUUGCUUACGUAGUCAGGUUAAAUGCAUGCAGUGUUCUUAUUGUUCUGACAAAUUUGAUCCAUUCAUAGAUCUUAGUCUAGAAAUUAUGAAGGCAGACUCAUUAUGCAAGGCACUUGCUCAUUUCACGGCUAAAGAGCAGUUAGAUGGAGGUGCAAGGCAGUACCAGUGUGAGAAAUGCAAAGAGAAAGUUAAGGCUCUCAAGCAGCUAACUAUUUAUAAGGCACCCAAUGUCCUCGCGAUUCAUCUGAAGCGGUUUGGUUCACAUGUACAAGGGCAAAAAAUUGACAAGAAAAUUGAGUUUGGUCCUGCAUUGGACUUGAAGCCAUUUGUAACUGGUCCCUAUGAUGGGGAUCUGAAAUACACACUCUAUGGUGUUCUGGUUCAUGCUGGUUGGAGUACCCGUUCUGGCCACUACUAUUGCUUUGUUCGUACAUCAAGUGGCUUGUGGUAUUCUCUUGAUGAUAAUCAGGUUGUCCAAGUUAAUGAAAGGAAAGUUUUGCAGCAGAAGGCAUAUAUGUUAUUUUAUGUUAGGGAUAGGAGAAAUUUUGCUUCAAAGAAACCUGAUGUUAUCCAGAAAGAAAAUGUGGUCAUGAAUGCCUUGGGAAAAGUAGCAAUUUCGAAAAGUGUGGCACAUAGAGAUUUACUUAACACCAAUACACCGAAGAAGGCUCCAAUGAAGGAGAGCUCUUUUCUGAAAGUAGAUGGCUCGAUGGCUAUUGAGUGCUCAUCUCUUAAUAGGGAUCCUUUGUCAGAAUCUUUAUUGGCAGUUCCAUCAUCAAAGGAUUCAGUAAAGGGCCUUUUUGCUGUGAAUAAAACUGCUGGAAACCAUCUAGCACAUGCAGUUUCUUCAGCUGUCUACAAUAUGGGCAGCUGUCACCAGAAGGACUCGAAUGAAUCUAUUAUGGUACCGUCUGACUGUAAUGGACCCCAGGUUUCUAUUGAGAAGAAAGAAUUGAGUGAUUCUGCUGUCAUAACUUCCUCCUGCAAUCAGGACACCAGUGGCAAGGAAGAUCAGAGCAACCCAGUCAACAAGCCAUCAAAUAUCAGUGCAUUUGCACUAUCUGGAAAUGGGUGCAAUUCAAAUGACACUAAAUCUGAAAUGUGUGACAGCAAGGCUAUGUCCCUGGAAACACCUAAGGAAGCAUCAAACAAAAUUAGCUGUGUGAAGUCAUCGAAGCAAAUCAGCAUUAAGGAGAGUCAGGUUGGAGGUUCUCCUGGGAAGGGUUGCGAUUCAGUUGCUAAAGAAGCUCAUCAUAGUAGGCAGAGAACAAUAAACAUUGAAUCUGAAUCGUUGUAUGGGCUACCAGUCACCACUGAAUGCGUGUCGAUCAGGAAAGCAAAAAUGAAAAAGGUCGUACUCAAAAUGAAAAGCAGGCCCUUCAAGUGUCAGAUUUCCAAGAUGAAACUCAGCUCUAACAUCAUAUUUGGUGGGGCCUUAUGCCUGCAAAAAACGAAGCGCAAGAAGAGAAAGCAUCUCUCUGUACAGAAUAAGAAUGCCUGUCGAGAGCAUUUGUCGGAUGGGAAUAACCUAUCAUCAAAUCUUGUACCAUCCUCUUCUGACCAAUCAUUACUUGUAUCCUUUGGACAUUCUAAAAGGAAAGAAGCGGAUUGGGGCUCCGGUGAUAAGGAUAAAAAGUUGGGUGUGCAAAAUUUUACUGACAAAGUUAAAAUAUCAAGGGGUGUUAGUAAUGAUGAGUUUAUAGUGAGAGUUGAUCAGAAUGAAGCCGUGCUUUCAACUGACGAGCAACUGCAAAACGGUCUUCAAUCUACCUUGGAUGGGAAGCAAUCUACUGCCCAAGGAUCCAAUUGUUCAGUAGAUAACAGAACAAAAUCGACACCCAGUGGAAUAAUGAACAUGCUCACCAGAGGUUUAGAGGAGAUAACUGUUGCACGCUGGGACGACAUAGACAUUCCUCCAUCACGGAUGACAGAAUCAAGGGGACUGGAGACAGUAUGCAUUGGUUACAUUGGGGAUGAAUGGGAUGAAGAAUAUGACCGUGGGAAAAGGAAGAAGCUAAGGAGCUCCAAAAUAAACUUCGACGGGCCAAAUCUUUUCCAAGAAAUUGCAACAAAAAAUGCAAAAAGAAAGAAGGCAAAGCUCAACGGAAGUAGCUCUGGAAACCAGCCCUUUAGGAUUUGA